UACAAUGGACACCACAAGCAGUGUGUUGAAUCUGGUUCACCUUACAUGUUUUUGCAGUCAGAGUAUGUGUACAUAUUGUUCUGUUAUGUUGUGAAAGGUCUUUUACCUCAUAUAUAUCUCCAUUGUUUUUAUUUUUCUCUGUAUGUGUGUGUUCAUACAGAGAAUGUCCUUCAGUGAACAUAAAUAGUUGUAUCUGAGUCUGAGAUACCCGUUAAAGUUUGAGGAUUUUCUGAAAAAUGUAAUGUAUUUUUACAGCUGCACAGUUUUUGGUUAUGCAUAAUACACUGUGCCUGUUUAAAAAUUUUGUUCUAAUUUGAGUCAUAGAUUUUAUUGUAAUAGUCCUUGUUGUUUCAGAUCUGAACUUGGUCGAUUGGAGUCCGAACAACAUUCUGGCAUUUGCUCUUAACACCAGUGUGUAUCUGUGGAAAGCUGGUACUGGUGCUACUCAGAAGUUGCUCAGUCUGGAAGGGAGUGAUUUUGUGUUCUCUGAGUUGGAUGCAAGAAGGAGAUUGUCUCGCUGUGGGAACAAGUAUGGGAGUUAUACAGUUGUGGGAUUGCAGCAACAUGAAGCGAGUACGUAUCAUGGGCGGUCACUCGGCACGUGUCAGCUCUCUGUCGUGGAAUUCCUACAUUCUGAGCAGUGGUUCUGGUAGUGGUCAGAUAAUUCACGAUGAUGUUCGACGGAGAGAUCACAGUGUGGCUGGGUUUUCCUCUCAUACACAAGAGGUUUGUGGACUAAAGUGGUCUCCAGAUGGUAGAUACCUAGCUAGUGGUGGAAAUGACAAUAUGCUGUACAUUUGGCCAGUUGUUGCAGGACGAGCUUACUCACAACACCAACCUUUAUACUCUCUCAGGUAAGUAGAUACUUGACGAUGUAGUUUCGUAUUUGUGA
Messenger RNA from Zootermopsis nevadensis, 892 nucleotides. The record is from RefSeq and is a predicted model, not a curated record. NCBI's taxonomy places the organism in Eukaryota, Metazoa, Arthropoda, Insecta, Blattodea, Termopsidae.